Messenger RNA from Mesorhabditis belari, 2460 nucleotides. The record is from the annotation of a GenBank genome assembly. NCBI's taxonomy places the organism in Eukaryota, Metazoa, Nematoda, Chromadorea, Rhabditida, Rhabditidae.
AUGCGACUCUCAACGCUUCUUUGGCUUGGCCUGGCGGCGCUCCAUCAAUCUGUCAACGCGGAUCAAGUCGGGAACCCUGUUCGUCCAAGGCGUGAUGCCUCUGGCUGGCAAUUCAAAGGACCGUAUCAACCAGCUCAACAAUUGCCUCAAUUGAGAAGACCUCAACCCUAUCAACCGAUUAUCCAACAAGUGCCCAUCGUUCAGCCUUCGCCAUCGAUUCGUCAACGGCCGAUGCGGCCUGUUCGUCCGUUGUCUCGUCAAGCUUAUGUGCCAAGGAUGGUGAAUGAUGCUCGUGUGAUGGAACCCUACAAGCCAGUGAUGAUGGAUGGUGUCGUCAUUCAACCAUAUCGCCCACAAGUGACAAAUGAUAUGCUGGUCCAAUUGCUCCCUACACGCGGUAAUCGUUUUGUUGGAUUACAAGCCGGUCAGCAAGCUUAUGUCAAACCUUACGAGCAAGCGUACAACAAAAUAAGCGGCGAUUCGGUUGUGCCAACGGUGAAUCAGACGCAGAAUGUUAAGCCAACCUCCUACAUUGCGCCUCAAGCUGUUGUGCAGGAAAACGUGAUCGCUCCUUCAAUUCUACCAUCUACCACUGAGGCACUUGCAACUCAUUCAACUACUCCUCCUCCUCAAGUCGCAAAACAAACCGCUUCUCCAAGUAUCGCCGUCUCGGUUCCUGCAGCAUUGUCCGCUGCUACUCCAUCGUCCGAGACGAUUAAUAUGUAUGACGGUUUUCAAAUUGUCCAACAGCCAAUCAUCUUGGAUGCGACUCGUUUGGUCCAGCCAUAUCAGCCGACCAUGGAAGAUGAGCUCGCCCAGCCUGAUAUUUUGGUGCAGGAGGAUGUUAUGGUCCACGAAUAUCUGCCAACACUUGAGGAUGCUCAAACCGACCAAGCAUUCGCGCAGUCGGAUGGCGGAUUGUCGCAACAGUAUCGUCCCGAUUUUGAAGUCGAAGCUUUGAAACUCCGACCAUAUCGCCCAAAUCUAAACCAUGACAUUCCUUCAUCAUAUCGCACGGUUCUCGUUCGUGAUGGGUCCGCUGAUGUGUCAGCUAUUCGCGUUCUAUCACCAUAUCGCCCAACGCUUGAAGAGCCCGUUGAUGUUGAUGCGUCAGCCGCCAUGGUUCUACCACCGUAUCGCCCGAGGUUUGAAGAGCCCGUUGAUGUUGACGCGUCAGCCACCAUGGUUCCACCACCGUAUCGCCCAAGGUUUGAAGAGGUCAUUGAUGUUGAUGCCUCAGCCACCAUGGUUCCACCACCGUAUCGCCCAACGCUUGAGAAGCCCGUUGAUGUUGAUGCGUCAGCCACCAUGGUUCCACUAUCGCAUCGCCCAACGCUUCAAGAGGCCGUUGAUGUUGAUGCGUCAGCCACCAUGGUUCCGCCAUCGCAUCGCCCAACGCUUCAAGAGGCCGUUGAUGUUGGUGCGUCAGCCAUCAUGGUUCCACCACCGUAUCGCCCAACGCUUGUGAAGGCCGUUGAUGUUGAUGCGUCAGCCACCAUGGUUCCACUAUCGCAUCGCCCAACGCUUCAAGGGCCCGUUGAUGUUGAUGCCUCAGCCACGAUGGUUCCACCACCGUAUCGCCCAACGCUUCAAGAGGCCGUUGAUGUUGGUGCGUCAGCCACCAUGGUUCCUCCGCCGUAUCGCCGACCGCUGGAAGAAUCAAUUCGUCAACCAUACAUUCCAAGUAUUGAUGAAUCGACAAGUGAUGCUGGAAUACCAACAACAAUCGACUUUAUUCAUAAGACGGCUACUUCUGAUAAAUCGACGUUAAGCUCUGAAAGCAGCACAUACUCAUCUGAUGCCUCUCAGAAAGACUUCUUGCUUGAUGACUCAACGUCUUUGGAAAUUCAACAAACUACAACUGCUGACUCCUAUUCUAAGGACAUCGAGAGCAUGGCUGUUACCAAUGAUUCAUCAAAUGAUGUCAAUGUUUUGGAAAGUGAAGAUUUUGCUGCCUCCACAACAACGCAAGACCUUGUCUCCGCAGUAACAUCAGAGAUCGUUGCAACAACUACAACAGAAGCACUAGUUAAAGGAUUUUGUGCUGGCCUAGAAGUUGGAAUUCACCGUCACCCUGAGAAAUGUGAUGGCAUUAUUCGGUGUGAUGGUGUUCAUACGAUCCUAAUGCCUUCUUGCCCAUCAGGCCUUUUGUUCAACAACCUCACGAAAGCUUGUGAUUAUCCUACCUCCGUUCCUGAAUGUGGUUCAAGUCUUGCCAACGACAAUAGUGCCGCCACUAACUGUAAUGGACACGAGCAUGGCGCCCACGUCCAAGAUCCUGAGAACUGUGGUGUUUUUUGGCGUUGUGUAUGGGAUGAAUUGGUCAAAAUGGAAUGCCCUAAAGGAACUUUCUUUAACGAGAUGACAUCUGUUUGUGACUGGCCUCAAGCGGUUCCCACUUGCGAAGCGGAUGGUGCUCGGAAGGUGGCUGAGAGUGAAAAGGUGACCACGGAUGAGGAA